UUUUUUCGUCGAAUCGAAUACAAGCUCAUUCAGUUUUUGAUCUGUCCCGUUCUUUUUUUCCCCUCUCCUUUUCGAAAUAAUGAAUUUGCAAGAAGUCACUUCCGACGCUCAAGUGAUCGAUGCCAUUAACAAAAAGGAUGCCGUUACUGUGCUCAAUUUCUGGGCAACCUGGGCUCAACCUUGUUCACAAAUGAACGAAGUCUUCAAAGAGUUGGCCAAGAAAUUCCCAGCACUUCAAUUCCUACAGAUUGAGGCCGAAAACUUUCCUGAUACAUCUGAAAAUUUUGAAGUAGCUGCGGUACCUACCUUUGUCAUUGUCAAGGGUGACAAGGUGAUGGAAAGAAUUGAAGGUGCCAAAGCGGCGGAACUGACCAAUGCAGUGGCUAAGCAUGCAAAGGGUGUCUUGAGUUUCACCACCGCGUUGGACACCGCUAAACCUGUCAAGGAUUUGAACACUCGUCUCAAGCAACUGAUCAACAGUGCUCCCGUCAUGAUCUUUAUCAAAGGAACCCCACAACAACCUCGAUGUGGUUUCUCUCGCCAACUCGUCGAAAUGUUGGCCAAAGAAAAUGUCAAAUACAGCUCCUUCAAUAUUCUCGCCGAUGAAGAUGUCCGUCAAGGUCUCAAGGCAUAUUCUGACUGGCCUACUUUCCCUCAAUUGUACAUUAACGGUGAAUUGAUGGGUGGUUUGGAUAUCGUGAAGGAACUUAUCGCUUCGGGUGAAUUUGCGGAAAUGCUGCCCAAGGAAAAGGACUUGUCUGCGCGUCUUCAGGAUCUCACUGAGAAGCAACCUGUCAUGGUCUUCAUCAAAGGCACACCCCAGGAACCCCAGUGUGGAUUCUCAAAGCAAAUGAUCGCUCUCUUAAACGACCGUCACAUCAAGUACGGUUACUUCAAUAUCCUUUCCGAUGACGAAGUAAGGCAAGGUCUGAAGACUCACGUCAACUGGCCCACCUAUCCCAUGCUGUUUUACAAGGGCGAGUUACUCGGCGGUUUGGACAUUGUCAAAGAGAUGAUCGAAACGGGCGAAUUCGAUGAGGUGUUAACAGCGUAAACCGAGUUUUCCGACGGUUAUCUAUAUCUUUUUCUAUUUAUCACUUAUGAUGAACUAUACUUCCAGCCAAAAAUCGUGUCGCAGCUCAAUCAGCAUCGAUAUGCCCCUGGCCAUUUCAAAAACCGAUGUUGCUGUCAUUGUCCAUAUUUUAGAAACCACAUCGUUUUGCUUAGAAGUCAUGUCAUGAUGUUUUGGCACAAAACAAAUAUAAACAUUGAACAAAAAUUCAUGUAUUUACUUA
This is a messenger RNA of Radiomyces spectabilis, 1295 nucleotides long. Its product is annotated as thioredoxin-like protein. Gene Ontology annotation, molecular function: 2 iron, 2 sulfur cluster binding. The transcript has 5 exons. Bases 80 to 1054 code for a protein of 324 amino acids. NCBI's taxonomy places the organism in Eukaryota, Fungi, Mucoromycota, Mucoromycetes, Mucorales, Radiomycetaceae. The record is from RefSeq and is a predicted model, not a curated record.